AUGCAAUCAAACGCAAAGCCCUCCAACAAGAAGGGAUCCAUAGAAAAGAAGGUUCUCGCUCUCAAGGAGAGAAACGAGAUAUUGGAAGGAACCAACACACAACUCUCGAAUAUCAUAUCACAACAACAGCAAGAAAUUCGAACAUUGGAAACAGCGCUCGAGUUGGCUUCUGGAAAAGAUGCACAACAAUUCUACAACUUCGGGGCUUAUCAACUCGAAAAUCAAAAACUAAGAGAAGAAUAUCAGAGAAUACAUGCAGAGAUGGAGCAGCUUCAUUCCGAAAAUGAUUCAUUCGAAAAUGAGUUGGAAAUUAAAAAACAAGAAAUUGCAGAACUGGAAAUGCAAAAAGAAAACCUCAUGUCUCUUGUGGAGAAUCAAAACAAGGAAUUGUCUGCCUUCAAGAAUGUUUCCGAGUUGCUAAAAGAAAAGGCUUCUCUUCUCAAGAGAUCCGAUACAGAGCUUGUAAAAACACGCAAGGAAUUAGAGGGCCUCCGUUCUCAACUUCAAACCUUAGAACAAGAUCUUGUCUCUGAAAGAGAACAACGCGAGCAAGCAGAAAAGCGUUUUUCGGAACUGAAGCAAUCUUCGGAGAAUGAAACUGGAUCGCUGCGAGAGCAACUAGACACCUUUGCAGAUAUGAAUUUUAAAUAUCAAAAACAGUUGAAUGAGUUGAAAUCUGAAAAUGUCCAAAUGAGAGAAAUGUCAGACACAAUGUCUCUCAAAACGAAGGAGCUUGAAGAGGUUAUAAAAUUACUUAAGGAAGAACGAAAGAGCUCUGAAGAAGAAUUAUGUAAUCGAUUGAAAGAAAGAAUUUCACAACUAACGCAACUUAACAGCGAGAAGGAUGCAAUUCUGAACUCGCAAAAGGAGCUUCAAUUCAAGCUGAUGGAAAAGGAGGAGGCGUUGAGACAAAAAGAAGAUCACUUGAACAAGUUGGAGCAGCAAAUCACAAACCAGGGAGAAAAUAAGAAGAUUAUGCAAAAAACAUUACUACAACAAUUGGAAACACUUCGGAAGGAGAUUCAAGACAAAGAUACUGAAAUAUCUAGCCUCAAAGAAUACAUUGAGAACAUGGAGAAGGACAAUAACAAGCUCAAAAUUCUAGUCAAGGCCUUAAAGAGAAAUCAAGAGCAACGGUCACAGCUUCUUGGAAAAGAAAAAGGAGUAACGGCAGUGUUGGGAGGAAGCUCUGUCAAUUCAUCCCAAAUUACGAAUGUUUCUGCAGUGGUGGAUACACAGGAAGAAGACGUUAAAAGCAUCUGUUCAUCCGUGUCCAACUAUGGAAGAGAAACUGAAAAGCAGCCCCCAUUGAGUGCAUCGUCCAAAACAGCAUCCACUAGAAUUGAUUCCAGCUAUGCAACCAUCUCUCCAAAGUCUGUCACCGAGCAAGACACUCCCACUCGUCAACUAAGCUAUGGAAGCCCAAGCAUGAACCAGUCACAACAAGGAGAAGAGACUCUGAAUGAAUCGGAGGUUUCAGUGGAUGAAAGAACCACUGCCAGUGUCACAGCUCCAAUUAAUUCUACUAAUAAGCAUCAGUCCAUCUCAUCAGAUGUAAUCGUACCCCAACAACAGCCUCAAGAACAAACCAAACCAGCUUCAUUUACAUCCACAAAACCUUCUCUCAAAGUGGUGAACACUGCUGCCGUGCCAACUGUCCUCAACACCAAUUUAAUGAUCAACAACACUUACAUGCACCCAUCAAUAUCCAUGAAUAUGGCCGCGUCUUCAACUGUGAAUAAUGAGAAUGUUGGUGUGACCUCAAUGAAGCCAACACUUCUUGAAAAAGCAAAUUCAACUCCUAACAAAUCUUCCCAUCAACAAAAUGGCAACCAAAACCCUUCUAAUGCAACCUCAAGAAAACCUCUUGCACUCAUUUCAAAUAAUAGCAACAUGAACAACAGCCAACAAGUGCUGUCAAGUAUUCAACAGCCCAUAAAGAAGACAACAUCCACCUUUAAGCAGUACAACAAUGCCUCUCCACUUCCAACUCCUCAACACCAUAUGCCAGCUUCAAAAACCUUGGAUGAGCUAGCAGCGACACCUUCACCAUUUUCUAACUUUUCACAAACCAAAAAAGAAAUGGACAUGAGUGUUUUAAGCACGCCUACAUUCCAGAGAAUGGAUCUCUUUGAAUUGGCAGAAAUGAAAUGA
Molecule: messenger RNA, 2154 nt
Organism: Naegleria fowleri
Lineage: Eukaryota; Heterolobosea; Eutetramitea; Acrasida; Naegleriidae
Exons: 2
Coding region: 1-2154 (717 amino acids)
Source: RefSeq, a predicted model, not a curated record